AUGGGCUUUGCGAAAAAGGGAGUCACUACCGGAGGCUUACAUGGGCCCGUGGUUUAUAUAAACAGUGCAGCGGACUUGCGACGUCAUGUUACUGACCCAACCCCGCGUACUUUGGUCAUAACAAAAAAUCUUUAUUCACCCAAUAAAAUUGUACUUAUUAUGGGGUCCAACAAGUCUAUAAUUGGUUCUUGGAAAGCAAAUGUUGUCAACAACAUAUACCUAAAGGCAUCACCUAGAUCAGAAAACAUCAUUUUCCAAAAUCUUUUUUUCCAACACGAUGUUAAAAAUAUCGGCAACGGUGAUACUCAGUUAAUUUUAGAUUAUGGUAAACGAUACUGGAUAGAUCAUUGUACCUUUGAUGGGCUGAGUGUAGACAAAAAUGAUUUAGGAAAAUUACUUAAAGUUGCAACAGUUGACUAUAUCACGAUUAGCAAUUGCAAGUUCAUGAACCACCAGUAUGGUUUGAUACUUGGUUUUCCAUCAGACGAUCCUUCUGGUUUUAAUGAUAAUAAUAAUUAUCCGGAAAUAACCAUCAUGUACAAUUAUUUUGAUAAUAUUCACGCCCGAGCGCCGGGUUUGAUGCGUUACGGAAAGUUCCACGUUUUUAACAAUUAUAUACACAACUGUCACUUGGGCUUUACCAUUGCUCUUAGCUCUAAGAUUUCUUCUGAAUAUAACUAUUUUUCGGAUGCAACCGAAAAUUUUGCAGUACUUGAUGAUAAGGGUAAUGGUUAUUUUAAAGACGCAGGAAGUAUAAAUAUGCCGAAAAAACAAGCUUCUAAAGUAAAUACGUGGAAACCAUCUUCGGAUUAUAGCUAUGUAGCGAGUGAUAAGCCCGAUUAUAGUAAAAAUUUUUGCAUUAAAUAUGCCGGCGUUCAAAGCCAAGAAUUAGUCUUUGGUGGUUAUGCGUAA
Belonocnema kinseyi is the source of this 912-nucleotide messenger RNA. RefSeq names its product pectin lyase-like. Bases 1 to 912 code for a protein of 303 amino acids. The transcript has a single exon. NCBI's taxonomy places the organism in Eukaryota, Metazoa, Arthropoda, Insecta, Hymenoptera, Cynipidae. Gene Ontology annotation, molecular function: pectate lyase activity. The record is from RefSeq and is a predicted model, not a curated record.